AUGAUAUUACCUGAAUUGGAAAUACCGAGACUGUGUUGGGAGUGUUUAGCUUGUUUAAAACAUUUAUAUAUGUUAAGGCGGAAGGCAUUAAAUGCUAAAGAAAUAUUAGAUAAACUAGCAGAGGGAUGUACAUUGGAUGUCUCUCUACAAAGCAAAACUGAUUUGGGAACAUCUUACAUAUUUGCUGUCUCCAUCUGUGAUGAUAAUAUAAAUAAUAUUGAAGAAACUGAAGUUACCAAUACUAACCUCUUCUUAGAUAAAGGCUCCACACCAAAGAAUUACGAUAUUAAAAAAUUUAAAGAAGAUAAAGAGUUUUAUGAAAAUGAUUUGACUCAAGCAUUCAAAAGAUCUUCAAGUAUUAAUGUAAAUACUAUUAGAGAUUCAAAACUUCUAGAGAAGGCUGAAACAAAAAAUUUGAAGAAAAGUAAGCAAAAGAAAAUAAAAGCUAAGAGAAAAAAGAAAAUAACUUCCUAUAAGCAUUACACUUGCAGUGAAUGCAAAGUUACAUUUGAAAGCAGAGGCAAAUAUGAGUAUCACAGGCAAAAGCAUCGUGGGAGAGUUCAAUGCUCGAUCUGUAGCCGAGAUUUUUCAAGUCGGAGUGCUCUCACUACACACCGCAGUGUUGUGCACACUGCAGCUUCUCAGAGUGAUGAUGGCUUCAGAAAUUACUGCAAGCCGUGUGCUAAAUUCUUUAAAACAAGUUGCAGCUACCGGAAACAUCUUCGAACAUCCGUCCGCCAUAUCAAUCCGGAAUCUCUUCGUUUCUCAUGCCAAGCUUGCGACAAGCGCUUUGUUCGCUCAAAGGAGCGCGAUGAACACCACGAGCGUGUUCAUUUGAAACGCAACCGGCUGCAGUGUGUGCGUUGCUCGCGCCAGUACUGCAGCGUGCGCGCACUUCGCUCGCAUGUGAGGACACGGCAUACUGCUACCGUUGCGAAAAGGGAUUUCGUUUGCGAGAUUUGCGGUGUUAGUUUUAAGACGGCGCAAGUGCUAAAAGGCCAUCAGCGUAUUCACACCAAAGAAAAGGCAACAAUAGAAGAAAAAGAUGCAAAUAAAAAUUCUUAA
This is a messenger RNA of Parnassius apollo (apollo), 1065 nucleotides long. The record is from the annotation of a GenBank genome assembly. NCBI's taxonomy places the organism in Eukaryota, Metazoa, Arthropoda, Insecta, Lepidoptera, Papilionidae.